AUGGUGAAUUUCUAUGGUGAAAAAAGGGCCCUCAAGAUCACUGUGGCAAUCCUGAAGAAAAUUCCACGAAAUGAUCUCGCACAGAGACUGGGGGGUGAUGUUCUGAGAAGGGUGCAAACCAAACUGAAAUCCAAGCUGGUGAUCAAAUUCAAAUGCAUAUUUGAGGGGACUAGCAAACAAGGACAUGACAUUCAUCUCAAUAAUAUCUACACAGAGUUGUACAUAACAGAAGGGGAAAGUGGGCACAUCAAUAGUGAGCAUGAGGUGAGACAGAUUGAAACAGCAUCUAAGGAAACAAAGCAGAGUGCAAUCAAAUGCAACAACAUCUUUAAACCCUUACCUGGUCAAGACAAAUCCAUCAGAAUUGUUCUGACAAAUGGUGUUUCUGGUAUUGGAAAAACAGUCUCUGUGCAGAAGUUCAUUCUUGACUGGGCAGAAGGAAAAGCCAAUCAGGAUGUUCAUUUCAUAUUUCCUCUACCUUUCCGAGAGCUGAAUUUGAUGGGGAAGGAAAAUUAUAGUUUGAUACAACUAAUUGAGUACUUUUUCCCAGAAAUGAAAGAGUUUGAAUCCAUCCUGAAUGACCAGUACAAAGUUUUGUUCAUCUUUGAUGGUCUGGAUGAGUGUCGACUUCAGUUAGAUUUCAAGAACAGCAGAAACUGUUGUGACAUAACGGCGUCAACAUCAGUGGAUGUGCUGCUGACAAACCUCAUUAAGGGGAAUCUGCUUCCCUCUGCUCUCCUCUGGAUCACCACCCGACCAGCGGCAGCCAAUCAGAUUCAUUCUGAACAUAUCUAUCAGGUACGACAUACAGAGGUAAGAGGGUUUAAUGAUCCACAAAAGGAGGAGUACUUUAGGAAGAGAUUCAGUGAUCAGAACCUGGCCAGCAGAAUUAUCACACACAUAAAGUCAUCAAGGAGCCUCUACAUCAUGUGCCACAUACCAGUCUUCUGUUGGCUUGCAGCCACUGUGCUUGGGAAAAUGAUGAGUGAGUCAGAGAGUGGAGAAAUCCCUAAGACUCUGACUCAAAUGUACACGCACUUUCUAGUCAUUCAGAUGACAAUAAAGAAUCAGAAGUACCCUGGAAAAACUGAGACAAAUUCUGUUUUGAAGAAAGAACUUAUUCUCAAACUGGGGAAGUUGGCUUUUCAACAGCUGGAAAAAGGAAAUCUGAUUUUCUAUGAAGAAGACCUGAAAGAAAGUGACAUUGAUGUCAAUGAAGCUUCCGUGCGCUCUGGGGUAUGCACUGAACUCUUCAGAGAAGAGGCUGGAAUGGAAAUGAAAGUGUACUCCUUUGUGCAUCUGAGCAUUCAGGAAUAUCUUGCUGCUCUGUAUGUGUUUCUGUCAUAUAGAAACAGUAACAGAAAUGUCAUGGACCGCAGCUUCCACGGUGGUUUCUUUAGGUUGAUCCCUCGCUCAAAAUUAGCUUUGUUGCUCAAGACGGCAGUAAAGCUGGCCUUGCAGAGUGAGAAUGGACACCUGGACCUUUUCCUCCGCUUCCUUCUUGGCCUCUCACUGGACUCCAAUCAGACUCUCUUACGAGGCCUACUCACACAGAGAGGAAGCAGCUCACAGAGCAUUAAGAAAACAGUCCAGUACAUUAAAGACAAGAUCAGGGAGAAUCCCUCUCCAGAGAGGUCCAUCAAUCUGUUCCACUGUCUGAAUGAACUGAAUGACCAUUCUCUAGUGGAAGAAAUCCAAAGUUACCUGAGCUCAGGAAGUCUUUCCAAGCAAGUUCUCUCACCUGCACAGUGGUCAGCUCUGGUCUUUGUGUUGUUGACAUCAGAAGAGGAGCUGAAUGUGUUUGACUUGAAGAAAUACAUCAGAUCAGAUGAAGGUCUUCUGAGACUGCUGCCAGUGAUCAAGGCCUCCACAAGAGCUUUGCUGAACAGCUGUAACCUCAGUAAGGAAUGCUGUGAAGCUCUGACCUCGGCUAUCAGCUCAAACUCCUCCAGUCUGAGAGAGCUGGACCUGAGUGACAAUGACCUGCAGGAUUCAGGAGUGGAGCUGCUCUCUGCUGGACUAAAGAAUCCACACUGUAAACUAGAGACACUGAGUCUGAACAGUUGCAACCUCAGUAAGGAAUGCUGUGAAGUGCUGGCCUCAGCUAUCAGCUCAAACUCCUCCAGUCUGAGAGAGCUGGACCUGAGUGACAAUGACCUGCAGGAUUCAGGAGUGGAGUGGCUCUCUGCUGGACUGGAGGAUCCAAACUGUAAACUGAAGUCACUGAGGUUGUCACUAUGUGGAGUCACAAAGGGAGGUUGUAUUUUUCUGGGUUCCACUCUGUGUUCAAAUCCCUCAUACCUCAGAGAGCUUGAUCUGAGCUACAACUGCAUAACAAAUGCAGGGGUGAAGCUGCUCUCUACUGGACUUGAGGACCCCAACUGUAAACUGGAGACUCUGAGGUUGAACAGUUGCAACCUCAGUAAGGAAUGCUGUGAAGUGCUGGCCUCAGCUAUCAGCUCAAACUCCUCCAGUCUGAGAGAGCUGGACCUGAGUGACAAUGAGCUGCAGGAUUCAGGAGUGGAGCUGCUCUCUGAUGGACUGGGGAAUCCACACUGUAAACUGGAGAUACUGAGGCUGUCACUGUGUGGAGUCACAGAGAGAGGCUGUGCUUCUCUGGCUUCUGCUCUGCAUUCAAACCCCUCACACCUGAGAGAGCUGGAUCUGAGUUACAAUUACCCAAGCAACCCAGCAGUGGAAAAGCUCUCUACACAGCUCAAAGAUCCUGAUUGUACACUGGAAAAACUGAGGUAA
Megalops cyprinoides (Indo-Pacific tarpon) is the source of this 2754-nucleotide messenger RNA. Its product is annotated as NACHT, LRR and PYD domains-containing protein 12-like. Bases 1 to 2754 code for a protein of 917 amino acids. The record is from RefSeq and is a predicted model, not a curated record. Gene Ontology annotation, molecular function: protein binding. NCBI's taxonomy places the organism in Eukaryota, Metazoa, Chordata, Actinopteri, Elopiformes, Megalopidae. The transcript has 7 exons.